Messenger RNA from Phaeodactylum tricornutum CCAP 1055/1, 486 nucleotides. RefSeq lists its product with no specific name. Lineage: Eukaryota; Bacillariophyta; Bacillariophyceae; Surirellales; Neidiaceae. The annotation marks the transcript as partial. The transcript has a single exon. Gene Ontology annotation, biological process: Mo-molybdopterin cofactor biosynthetic process. The record is from RefSeq and is a predicted model, not a curated record.
AAGAUUGGAAUCUUGACUGUUAGUGAUCGGGCGGCAAAUAAUGAAUAUGUCACAGGAGACUUGUCGGGCCCGGCGGUAGCGGAAUCUAUUCACACUGUCUUUGCCGAUUCGCUUCAUCCCGAAAUAAUCUCCGCCAUUGUACCCGACGACACGAAAGCCAUUCAAGACCAAAUUGUUGCGUGGUCCGACGGAAAUAUGGAUUUAAUUUUGACGACUGGCGGAACAGGCAUGAGUGCAAGGGAUAUAACGCCCGAAGCGACCCGUUCUGUGGUGGACCAGGAGUGCCCCGCCCUUAUGGCCUUUGUUACGACAGAAUGUUCGAGAUUACAGCCGUUGGCUUGCCUUUCCCGAGGGACCGCAGGCCUUCGUGGUAACUGUUUAAUUGCCAAUCUCCCAGGUAAUCCCAAGGGUGCCCAGGAAGUAGUGCCGAUAUUAUUGCCUUUAUUGAUGCAUGCACUGGUAGAUAUUCGCAGCGAAGCGCAAUGA